Molecule: messenger RNA, 887 nt
Organism: Triticum dicoccoides
Lineage: Eukaryota; Viridiplantae; Streptophyta; Magnoliopsida; Poales; Poaceae
Exons: 3
Coding region: 158-556 (132 amino acids)
Source: RefSeq, a predicted model, not a curated record
UAUUUUCUGCAACGUUCCCCGUCAAUCUCCGCCUCCUAGGGCACAACACGAGCGGCUCCUGGGGCUCGUCUCGCUCCGCUGGGUCUUCCAGCGCCACCCGCGACCAUCUCCCGUCGCUAGGGUUUUCCCCGGCGUGGUUCGGCGACUCAGAUCCAGGAUGCCAUGGGCGGAUGGCCUCUUCCUCCCUUGCCCCGACGCCAUGAAUUUGCUAGACCUGGCUGUUGGCCGCGAGCCCAGCCACCUCCUUGCGGCCGCAUCGUCUGGAUCUGGCCGAGUCUCUAGCCCGGCCGCAUCAUCAGGGUCUCGCCCGCGAGGAUCCAGGCCACCCACCCCCGCUCCCGUCUGUCGCCGCUCCGGAUCCGCGCCACCCGCGCUCCUCGACCUCGAGCUUCGCCCCCGCUCGUCUGUUGCCGCUCCGAGGCGGCAGCGCAGCUGGCCUGAGCCCGAGCAGGAGCAGCAACUCAUCUCACCCAAGCCGUUGUCCGUGAGCCCAGCCACCUCCUCCUGGAAAGGGUUCCACCAAUGCAGCCCACGAGAUGAAUAUAUGAGUAUAUGAGCUAAUGUAUGUUUUAGUAGAUAUAUACAAAUCAAUGUGAAUUCUGAACUGAGCGACCCAUGAGUUCAUCCAUACAAAUAUGUGAAUUCUGAACUGAGCGACCCUUGAGUUCAUCCAUACAAAUAUUCAUCUCGACAGUCCACUGUUUACUACAGUAGUAGUUAUUUUAGUUUCCACACAUCGGUUAUUCUGAAUUCCCAGUCACAGGUAACUGCCAAACCGCACAACUUAAUUUUACACUACUGGAAAAGGGUGCAAGUUAUGAUUCCUUUGCUGAAGCCUGCACGUCUCUAUCUAAAUUGUUUGUCAUGAGUUUUCUGACUUUAAUCGA